UGGUAAUGCCAUUCUACCAAGAUAGGCUUGCAGCCCUGGCUGUUUAUCGAUAAACUGCUCACAUAACCUGCUGCUGCGGCCCAAAGAAUUUAUUUUGUCACCCGGAAAUCAUACCAAUAAGAUGCACAUCACACGCCUCGCCCUGCGCCAGAUUUCGCGCCAAGUGCAGCUGCAUCGCAUGUACAGUGCAGCGGCUCCGGCCGCCGCAGUCUCGGGAGUCGAAAAACUGGUGCCUCCCGCGCCGGAAGGAGCCGCCAAGCCACCCAAUCCCAAACUGGACUCGAUUGUCAACAACAUCGCUGCCCUCAAUCUGCUCGAGGUGGCCGAGCUGACCACCCUGCUCAAACAGAAACUGAACCUGCCCGAGACCGCAUUUGCCCCACAAUUCGCCGCUGGGCCGGCACGUGCUGCUCCCGCCGAGGAUGAGGAGGAGGCGGCGCCCAAGAAGGUACAGACCUCCUUCAAGGUCAAGCUGGUUAAGUUCGACGAGAAGCAGAAGGUGGCGCUGAUCAAGGAGGUGAAAAACCUACUGGAGGGCAUGAACCUGGUCCAGGCCAAAAAGUUCGUUGAAAGCGCACCGACCAUCGUCAAGGAGGACAUCCCCAAGGAGGAGGCCGAGAAGCUCAAGGAGGCUCUGGCCAAGGCGGGUGCCAUCAUCGAGAUCGAGUAGGAGCGGCAACGGUGCCUUUGCCUCGUUUUCCCUUUUUGCGUUUAGCUGCUAGUUACUGUUUUAAUAAAAAGCCAGGCAACAUUUGCUGUAAACUUUA
Drosophila erecta is the source of this 767-nucleotide messenger RNA. RefSeq names its product 50S ribosomal protein L7/L12 (gene mRpL12). Gene Ontology annotation, molecular function: structural constituent of ribosome. Gene Ontology annotation, cellular component: mitochondrial large ribosomal subunit; ribosome. The coding region runs from base 122 to 670 and encodes 182 amino acids. The record is from RefSeq and is a predicted model, not a curated record. Gene Ontology annotation, biological process: translation; mitochondrial transcription. NCBI's taxonomy places the organism in Eukaryota, Metazoa, Arthropoda, Insecta, Diptera, Drosophilidae. The transcript has 2 exons.